This is a messenger RNA of Nelumbo nucifera (sacred lotus), 1616 nucleotides long. The record is from RefSeq and is a predicted model, not a curated record. Lineage: Eukaryota; Viridiplantae; Streptophyta; Magnoliopsida; Proteales; Nelumbonaceae.
AUUUUCUUGAUCACCUGAACUCACAAGUCAGAAACCUGAGAAUGUGAGAAUCUGAGAUUUCAAUCUGAUGGCUGUAACCAAAAACAAGACUCAUCUAACUGUACUUUGUAGCAGGAAUUCUGGACCACCUAGUAUAAAGGAAUUUCCACCAAACAUGUCAUGCUACUUUCUUCUUUCAACUUCAAUCUCCAACUACCAGCAAAUGUGGAAGGAAGAAGAAGCGCGAACCAGAGACAUAGCAGAAGAGCGAAAUUGGAGAAGAGCCAGGCCAUGAAAGGAACUUCUUCUUCUUCCGGGGCAACCUCGACUGUCGAUUCCGACUCGCCACCACCGUCACUUCUCGUUCCGGACCUACCAGACGACGUUGCUCUGCAAUGCAUCGCGAGGGUCCCAAGCUUCUACCACUGUGAUCUCUCCCUAGUCUGCAAGUCUUGGCGUUCCAUCCUCCGCUCUCCCAUUUUCUUCUCCACCCGCUCCCUCCUCAACUGCACCCAACACUUCCUCUUCAUCAACGUCCGCAUCCACGGGUCUUCCUUCAAAUGGUUCGUCCUCGAUCACAACCCCAGGAACCCUCAAAACCCUAGAAACCCCAGAAACCUCUCCCCCGUCCCUCCCAUCCCUUCUCAGGCCAUCGGCUCCGCCUUCGCCGUCAUUGGACCCAAGAUUUUCGUCAUCGGCGGGUCAAUCAACGAAAUCCCGUCCUCCAACGUUUGGAUCUUCGAUUCUCGCUUCAAUAAAUGGGAACUUGGACCCAAGAUGCGUGUCGGCAGGGAAUUCGCGGCUGCCGGGGUUGCAAACGGGAAGAUUUACGUCAUGGGAGGUUGCUUGGUCGAUUCGUGGGCUCGGUCAACCAAUUGGGCUGAGGUGUUCGAUCCUGUAACUUGGUCGUGGGCGCCUGUUCCCAGCCCGAUGGAGGUCAGGGAGAAGUGGAUGCACGGGAGCGCGGUCAUCGACGAAAAAAUUUAUGCAGUGGCAGAUCGAGGAGGGAUUGUGUACGAUCCUGGGGAGGCCACCUGGGGCUAUGUGCCGACCGAGCUGGAGGCGGGAUGGAGAGGGAGAGCUGCUGUCGUCGAUGGGAUUUUGUACUGUUACGAUUAUUUGGGAAAGAUAAGAGGGUAUGACGCGAAGGAAGGCAUAUGGAAGGAAUUGAAGGGGGUGGAGAAGGAUCUGCCCAAGUUGUUGUGGGGAGCGAUGCUGGCUAAUGUUGGGGGAAGGUUGUCCGUGGUUUGGGAGGGGAAGGGGGCGGGUAAGCAGGUGGAGAUAUCAUGUGCGGAGGUUGAAGUUUGGAAGGGUAGCUGUGGAGGAUUGUGGGGUUCAAUUGUCUGGUCGCAGGUGAUUCUGGUCAUCCCUGGUGGUUCUUCAAUCGUUCAUUGCUUGGCAGUUGGAUUGUGACCUUCGAUUCUCUGUUCUGCAUUUGUGAACAACCUUACUGAAAGAUGAAGGUGAUCAAGGCUUGGCUUUCUUAUUUGGCAGGUUUCUUUGUUGUUAUUGUAAUUUAUCGUUUAAAAAACACUAGACUAUGGCUUCUGUAUUAUUGUAUUUGAUUUGAUUGUGUUUAUAUAAGAUGCAUGGUUGCUCAAUUCAGAGUUUAGAUGAAUCAAGGCUGCAGGUUUUCA